AUUAUUGUUUUUAUAAUAAAAAUAUUUUCCCAAAAUUAACAUUUAAAAGGAAACCAAAAAUUAAGCAGGAAUCCAGCAGCCUCUAUUUCUCACUCUUUGCCCAGAACCAAAUCCCGAUUUCUUCCGCAACUUCCGUUGACUUGUUCUCUUUGAUUCCGAUCUUAUUCAUCUUGAAGGAGGAGAAGAAUACAGAAUUGAACACAACAUAACAGAAAUUUCAUCUUUUUAGAGUGAUUGAUUGAGGAAUUUACUUUGAUAUCAGCUUCUGAAAAGGAAGCUAUGGAGAUAAAAUCUUACCAGAAUCAGGCUGAGCUGUUGGUGAAGGAAUAUUUACUAGCAGAUUCCGUCAUCCCAUAUACAUCAGUUAUUUGUGGCAUUUGUGCUUGCAAGAUGGUAUAUGAUUUUACACAAUUGUUUAGCAAUGUUUACUUUAAGAGCUAUCCUGGUCUAUCAAAACUUCAGCGGACAGAGUGGAGCAACCGAUCCAUAUCAACCUUUCAUGCCAUUUUCAUAGCAAUUAUGUCCCUCUACUUUGUCUUUUGGUCAAAUCUCUAUUCUGACCAUGAAUAUGCUGGCCCGAUUACUUUCCGCAGUUCUGCACUGUCUACCUUCACGUUGGGGGUAUCUCUUGGUUACUUUCUUUCUGACCUUGCAAUGAUCAUUUGGUUUUACCCUUUUCUGGGUGGAAUGGAGUAUGUCCUUCACCAUCUUCUAUCAGUAGCGGGUAUAGCAAAUCCUAUGUUGACAGGGGAGGGUCAGGUUUACACGUUCAUGGUACUCAUCUCUGAGAGUACGACCCCUGGGAUCAACUUGAGAUGGUAUCUUGACACAGCUGGAAUGAAGAGAUCCAGAGCUUACUUAAUUAAUGGAGUUGUAAUGUUUGUAGCGUGGCUGGUUGCUAGAAUUCUCCUGUUUAUGUAUCUAUUUUACCAUAUCUACUUGCACUAUGAUCAGGUUAAGCAGGUUAAUAGUUUGGGACAGUUAUUAAUAUCCAUUGUGCCUUUAGUCCUAUCAGUUAUGAACUUAAUGUGGUUCGGAAAGAUUAUCAAGGGACUAAUGAAGACAUUAGCAAAGAGGCACUGAAAUGUACAUCGAAGCAGAUACUGGUGAAGUGAGAGUGGGAAAGAGAAACCCUUUCAUUUAGGCUCAAUGCCCUGUGCAUUCCCUGUUUGACUUUGUGAAUGUUGUAAAUGGUGUAAAGAGUAUAGGUAAAAACCAUAAAACUGUAACGGCUUCUGAUUCAAUGUAAAAAGGAAAAACCCAUCUUGUAGUGCUGAAAAAUGAUUAACAAAAUCUGAAUAACGAUGCAUCGAUAUGAAAUCUAUUUGGAAAUACUAAAGGGCCAGUAAUGGAAUUUUUUCUUUGGGCA
Messenger RNA from Gossypium raimondii (Peruvian cotton), 1369 nucleotides. RefSeq lists its product as uncharacterized. Gene Ontology annotation, biological process: lipid homeostasis. Lineage: Eukaryota; Viridiplantae; Streptophyta; Magnoliopsida; Malvales; Malvaceae. Gene Ontology annotation, cellular component: endoplasmic reticulum; membrane. The transcript is spliced from 9 exons. Bases 280 to 1083 code for a protein of 267 amino acids. The record is from RefSeq and is a predicted model, not a curated record.